Messenger RNA from Blastomyces gilchristii SLH14081, 2863 nucleotides. RefSeq names its product annexin ANXC4. Gene Ontology annotation, molecular function: calcium-dependent phospholipid binding; calcium ion binding. The transcript is spliced from 2 exons. Bases 1 to 2607 code for a protein of 868 amino acids. Lineage: Eukaryota; Fungi; Ascomycota; Eurotiomycetes; Onygenales; Ajellomycetaceae. Gene Ontology annotation, cellular component: cytoplasm. The record is from RefSeq and is a predicted model, not a curated record.
AUGGCUUCACUCCGUGUUCACGACUCGCGAUCUCGCACCCGAUCAAAGUCCCCCAGUGGAAGGAUUCGCGAGCGCUCACGUACACGCGAGACUCGGGCAUCGUCUCCUCCGAGAGAAAUGACCGGAAGAUCCAAGAAGUACUUCCAUCCGGACUCGGAGGAGGAGACCCUUUAUGCUAGCUCACGGUCGAGCAGAAAGUACCACGACUAUCAUGCUGACGACGACAAAUACCGACGCUCUGACAAGCCUAAACAACAACAUCAAUCGCAGCCACAGCCACAGCCACAGCCUCCUGGCUACUACGUAUCGGAUGAGGAAGCGGCGGUACGAAAACACACCAGCGCAGCGGAACCCCCUCGAUCUGACAAAUACCGUUACGACUCAGAUCGUGACCGGCGAUACUCUAGACACCUAAGUUCAAAACUGGCCUCAAGGUAUGAACAGUACUCCGAUGAGUCCUAUACCGAAUCGGAGGACGAUGCCUUGGCCUAUGGAGAGGUGCCUUAUCCGCCGUCUGCCCCAAGUUACGAACGUUUGCGGGAGAAAUACACCUCCUCUUCCACCAAGCAGCACGACUCAGAUUCGGCGGGAGGUUCGUCCAAAUAUAGCCGUGCACUAGCCAAACUUCGAGGAGAAGAAUCUCCCAAGUAUCCUUCUCGCCACGACUACGAUUCAAGAGAGCAUCCAAGCUAUGCGAAACUAGACGGUUACCGCUAUGCACAACCUCCCUCACAUCGCCAGAACAGACCAAGCGACACUGGAACGAGCCAAUACGGAAACCAAAAUAAAUACCCGAUUGACUGGGCGGAAGUUCCAGAAUGCGAACGCCCUGGUUUCGUGCCUCCGCCUGAGUUCAACAACCCCGUCACAUCUACACAGCAUUCUACGCCGACUCCUGCUACCACGUAUGCAAUGCCCGAUCCGCCCAUUGUACCUCACGCUCCAGUCCCAUCGAGCCAGUAUCCUCUAAUUUCUCAAGCUAGUUAUAACCCACAUCAAUAUGCCAAUAUGUCAAUGCCAUCAUCUACUGGGACCGAGUCGCCUCCUACAACAACUAUACAAAGCAAGUCGGGCCAUCAGCGCGUAUACUCGAUGGGUACAACUCCAGCUACGCAGCCAUAUUAUGCCCAAUUAGCCCCAUUCCAAUACGCGCAGCCCGACCCUAAUAUCACAUACACGUCAAAGCCCACCAAACCAUAUACACAGAGUAUCAAACCCCACUCUCAGGCUCCUGAUCCAACUUACGUUGAAAUUAAACCGAAGAAAACGACCGAGCGUCCACACAGCUUGUCAAUAUCCUCCAAUGGUCAUAUGGCAGUACCCGGUAGCUUUCCGGACGCCGGUCGUCCUCCUGCCAGCCCACUGCUCGAGGCUUAUAAAGGAACAUAUCAAAGCAUCUCGCCCAUGCCAUGGCCAACAUCCGUUCCAUCCUAUAUGGAUGAAGGCUUAUCAGAUCUGGAGCCACUAGAUGGCGGUGCAAUCUCAGGCUCGGAGUUAGGUAGAUCUAGGAAAAGUAAAUCCAAGAAGGACGAUAACAGCAGUAAGACAAAGAACAAGCCGUCAAAGCUCGAUGCAGACAUAAAAGUAAUCGCACCGAAAAAGAAAGUAUCCUUCUACGAUCCAAAGCCCGACGCGAAGGAAUUAAAAUUGGCCCUACACCAUUCCCACGCGGACCCUAAACCUCUAAUAGAUAUUCUUCCUUAUCUUUCUUCGGACGAUCUGCUAGCGCUCCGUGCUGAAUAUAAAAAUCUCGUUAAGAUAGGCGGUAAGGGGGUUAAUGUAGCUAAACAUAUCAAGGUACAAGUCCCAGGAAAUUUCGGUAAAGUUUGCUACACGACAGCACUAGGAAGGUGGGAAUCUGAGGCACACUGGGCCAAUUUCUGGUACCGAUCAAACUCACUGCGUCGUGAACUCCUCAUCGAGUCGCUUAUCGGACGGACGAAUGCUGAAAUCCGCGAGAUUAAGAAGUGUUUCCGCGAUAAGCGGUACGGAGAUGAUCUUGAGAAGUGCAUGAAAGCCGAACUCAAAGCAGACAAGUUUCGUGCUGCGAUCCUGCUGGCACUUGAAGAGCGACGGCAGCCCAAUUCGGCCCCCUUGGACAAAUCCCUUGUCCGCGAUGACAUGCGUGAUCUCCACCGUGCUCUAAUUUCGCGAGAAGGAGGGGAAACGGCGAUGAUACAGAUUAUCCUCGUCAGGGGCGAUACGCAUCUCCGUGAAGUUUUACAUCUCUAUGAAGAUACAUACCGCAAGAACUUCGCUAAAGAAAUGAUAACCAAAUCACAAAAUUUAGUCGGCGAAACACUCGUACAUGUUCUCAACGGAGCACUUAAUCGACCGAUGCGGGAUGCUCUCCUGCUCCACCAAGCAAUUGCAGAAUCAGGUACAGGUCGUGAACGAGCCGAGCUGCUGAUUUCUCGACUGGUCCGCAUGCACUGGGAACCUAACCACCUUGAACGUGUCAAAUCCGAGUAUAAAAGACGCUACAAAGAAUCCGUCGAGGACGCCAUCGACCGGGAAGUUAUAAACGGGGUUCGGAAAGAUUGGACGGACUUUUGCAUUGGGUUGGUCAAGAGCUCGAGAGUUCACAUUGCGAAUGGAACUGCUUAGCCUUCCCAUAUGGUUGAUGAAAAUAUGCAUGGCUUAUUGUUUAUAGUUAUGGUUAUGAUGUUUGCUCACGUUUACGGUUGAACUUUUCGAGUCCCUGGUGGAUAUUGUUUCUGAUAUUUUUGUAAUGUCAUCAAUCUUUUUGGGUUAUUAUUUUAUUUUAAUUUUUGGGUUUCAUAUAUGAAUUAGUUCCGGAAUUUCUCUUGGUAGUGAAGCUGCCAGCUGGUCAUCCUGAGGCCUUUGUUCCCUGAUUUUAGUA